GACAUGCUGCAUUCAUCUAGCUUUGAGCUCCCAUAGUACUCUUCCAAGCGCCAACUACGUCAUGCUCACCAGCGCGGCCUAUGACACCCUUUCAAGACAACGCUUUAGCUUCGUCUUGGUAUUCGGACGAUUUCUGCGCUCGUGUAAUCUUACUGCUGCCAUGGGCCCCAUAAAGUGAACCUGAUGCCCUACUCUCCAUCUCUUUGGCUAACCUGUAUCCCACGUUCUCCACGAUGUCGCGGAUCUCAACAUGUAUCGAGCUGCAAGGCUACCAUCAAACACCACAGACAAUCACGCAGCCGUCCAGUAUCCAUCAAGAAGGCAAUGACACACCACCAUUGGCCGAAGACUUGCAACCAAUCAAUGCGCCGAAGAAUGCUGUGUCUGCUGAGCUGCUCGAGGAGCCGGACAAGAGAACUGCGGCCAUCGUGCUGCUAACGGUAGUAUGUGUGACCAUGAUCAGCGCGAUGCUGGGUGGUGUCGUAGCAGUAGCGCUACCCUCGAUUGCAAAAGAGUUAGAAUUGGGAUCUGAUGUACUUCUUUGGCCUAUCUCAAUUUACGCUCUCACCUGUGGUUGUACGCUACUCCUGCUGGGCUCAAUCGCAGAUGUCGUCGGCUCAAGACCUAUGUAUCUGAUCGGCUGCUUCCUCCAGUCCGGCUUCACACUUGCCUGCGGCCUCGCAGAGACCAGCACGCAGAUCAUCGUCUUCCGUGGCUUCGCCGGAAUCGCCAUCUCGUUCUGUCUGCCUUCAGCAGUGAGCAUCAUCACUAGUACCUUCCCACAAGGCAAAAGCAGGAACAUUGCAUUUGCCUCAAUGGGUGGAGGUCAACCGAUCGGCUUCGGUGUUGGUCUUGUACUUGGUGGUGUUUUUGCAGAGACGAUUGGAUGGCGGUGGGCGUUUCAUAUAUCGGCCAUCAUCAACAGUGUGGUUUUCGUUAUAGCUUUGUUUGGACUACCAAAGGUUCAAGAUAAGAAAGAGGAUGUCUGGUCUCGCAUCAAGAACGACAUCGACUGGAUUGGGAUCGUUAUCGGCAGUGCUUCGGUUGUGCUUCUGUCGUACUGCUUUAGCGUCAUCUCCAAACGAACCGACAAAAUCAAAGAACCAGAAACACUCUCCACCCUCAUCCUCGGCGUAGCCCUAAUCCCCUCGUUCAUCCUCUGGGUCGGACGCCAAGAAAAACUCGGUCGUCCAGCCGUAAUCCCGAAUUCUCUCUGGCGCAACCGCAUUUUCAGCGUGGUCUGCGCCGGCGUCUUCAUCAUCUGGGGCACCUUCAACGCCAUCGAGACGUUUCAAACGCUGUACUUCCAGGAUGUUCAGGAGAUCUCACCCAUCCAGACGAGUUUGCGCUUCCUGCCUACACCUGUCAGUGGAGCGCUGUCUAAUGUGGUCAUGGGACUCAUUGCGCAUCGAGUUCGCGCUGACUGGGCUUGCCUCGUUGGUGUGGCGUUGACGAGUAUCGGGUCACUGCUUAUGUGCAUAAUUCAGCCGGAUUGGACGUACUGGGCCUGCGCUUUCCCAGCGGUGUUCCUCAAUCCUAUCGGUGCAGACGUACUCUUUACGGUCUCGAACUUGGUCAUCACUGCUGUCUUCCCAGCACGAGAUCAAGCGCUCGCGGGAAGUGUCUUCAACACCGUUGCGCAGAUUGGUAAGAGCGUUGGCCUUGCGACCAGUGCUGUCAUUGCAGGGAGCGUCACUCAACACUCAAAGAUUGCGGAUAAGGAGAGCCCGACAGCACUCAUGGAGGGCUACCGAGCUGCGUUCUGGUAUGUCUUUGCACUGAGUUGUGCUACAGGGGCAUUGUUUGCAUGGGGACUGCGAGGCAUUGGCAAGGUCGGUAUGAAGAGGGACUAGGCUUCAUAAGCUUGAUGUCUGCCAACAUUCAGUAUAGUGCGUGCAGUUACAGCAUAGUUGAUGGCGAGGCCUUCCAGCGAAACGCUAAGCGACAUUACAUUAUAUACAAGAAGAGCAUAAAUUUAUGCGAUACGCUUUGCGGCGUCGAUGACGUUUAUAC
Messenger RNA from Macroventuria anomochaeta, 2013 nucleotides. Its product is annotated as MFS general substrate transporter. Gene Ontology annotation, molecular function: transmembrane transporter activity. Lineage: Eukaryota; Fungi; Ascomycota; Dothideomycetes; Pleosporales; Didymellaceae. Gene Ontology annotation, cellular component: membrane. Gene Ontology annotation, biological process: transmembrane transport. The record is from RefSeq and is a predicted model, not a curated record. The coding region runs from base 234 to 1853 and encodes 539 amino acids. The transcript has 3 exons.